Arabis nemorensis is the source of this 654-nucleotide messenger RNA. The record is from the annotation of a GenBank genome assembly. NCBI's taxonomy places the organism in Eukaryota, Viridiplantae, Streptophyta, Magnoliopsida, Brassicales, Brassicaceae.
AUGUUCAAUUUCUGGGGAUCAAAAGAACAACAAGGCCAAUCUCGACCUCCGGAAGCUUCUUCGCAGCAGCCAUGGUACUCGCCUUCUCUGUUCAGCUCGUCAAGCUCAUCUCGGCCUCAAACAUCAGCUCAGAUUCCAACACAUGUUUCACCAGGUGAAGCAGCAGGCAUUAUCGUGCUCUUGAAAGACAAAAGUGUGGACGAGCUCAGGAAGCUUCUCUCUGACAAAGAUGCGUAUCAGCAAUUUCUGCUCUCUCUUGACCAGGUUAAAAUCCAGAACAAUAUCAAAGAUGAGCUCCGGAGAGAAACAUUGCAGCUAGCUAGAGAGAACUUAGAGAAGGAGCCACAGAUGAUAGAGCUCAGAAACCAAUGCAGAAUUAUCCGUACGACUGAGCUCGCAACUGCACAAGAGAAGCUCAAUGAGCUGGAGAGGCAAAAAGAGGAGAUCCUCCAGUUUUACUCACCUGGUUCGCUUCUUCAUAAACUUCAAGAGGCUAUGAAUCAGGCCGAUAAAGAAUCCGAAGCCCUGCAAGAAAAGUUCCUAGAGAGGGAGAUCGAUACAGCAGCAUUUGUGCAGAAAUACAAGAAGCUACGGACUACAUAUCAUCGACGAGCACUGAUUCAUCUUGCUGCUAAAACAUCAACCAUCGGUUGA